This is a messenger RNA of Coregonus clupeaformis (lake whitefish), 3016 nucleotides long. Its product is annotated as homeobox protein PKNOX1-like. Bases 1528 to 2943 code for a protein of 471 amino acids. The record is from RefSeq and is a predicted model, not a curated record. Gene Ontology annotation, molecular function: DNA-binding transcription factor activity, RNA polymerase II-specific; RNA polymerase II cis-regulatory region sequence-specific DNA binding. Gene Ontology annotation, biological process: angiogenesis; regulation of transcription by RNA polymerase II. Lineage: Eukaryota; Metazoa; Chordata; Actinopteri; Salmoniformes; Salmonidae. The transcript is spliced from 10 exons.
AUAUUUUUCUGUUCCCUAUCAAUCAAACAAUCUGGGACGCACAGAAAAAUGCCUAGGGCAAAAGCUAGGGACACAGCCAGGCCAGUGGAGCUUAUUUGGCAGUGAAUAGAUGGCCGGGGCCAAGGAAGAUGGAAAUUUACCCGAGGAAAAAAUAUGUCCGCGUUUUGGGCGGAGAGAAGGAUUCUGGAAAAGAAAGGGCGAGAGCUAGAAGCAAGGCCCCAGCUUUAUCCCCAUCAGUUGAAGCGCGAGUGGCACAGGGGCAUGGAAGGGAUGGGCAUCUGUCCCUUGCUUGCUUGAUUGACUGACUAUCGUGGGCAGGAUGUUAGAACCAACUAAAAUUAGAGACAUGUAUUUAAUAGUAAUAAUACUGUAAUACAAUGUACAUACAUAUUGGAUGAACUACGCGUUUAUAUGCACUUCAUUAACCCAGCAACAUUUUAUGUUAGCUUGUUAUCUUGCGCGCCUGGCUAGCGAAUCUGUAGCAAACGCUGCUGUAAAUAUGGUGCUUCUGCUAGCUACGUUAGCUUCAAUGUGGUCAACUAACGUUUAAAACAAGGAUGCUUCAGUGGGUGUUUCGUCCGUAGAGUGGGUGAUGCAUAUUAUAUUUGACAUACGUUUGAUGUCGUUUUCGAAUAGAUUGUCAAAGAAAACUCAAAAUGAAUUAGCUAACGUUACUAGUUAGCUGUUUUCGCAAAUGAACUAGCUACAGUAGCGUGUUAUUUUGUCUAACGACCGUACAGUCUGGAUAUGAAGAGGUAAACAUUUCUAUGUAGCUAACGUUCUGUAAAAUUGAAUUGUCUCACUCGACCGCCUUCCUUCCUUCAAUCCUUGCUAACAAACCACCAACAAGCUAGCUUUGUUGCCGCCAGCACGGCAGUGAGAAAAGCAAGUAAAUUCAACGUGGUGGGUGUGUAACAUUAUGAUAGACGGGUAUGUUUGAUCUUCAUCGUUUUCUUGUCAAUUCGCUACAUCGUAUCGUAUGUAGCUGAACACAAGUUAAAAACGUGAACAAAGCAUUUCGAAUGCAAGCGAAUAAACGUGAUACAUUGUGUUCCCCUAAUCAUCAAAAGCCUUUCAUCUGGAUGUAGACAUGAGAUUCAUGUUGUUCCAUUCUCUUUGAACACAGACAGUACAGUCAAAUAGGCAGCUGGAUUAUAUAUGUUAUUGCAGUAAAGUAGAAGACCACCUGUAUCAGAACAAUCAAGCUUUGCUAUGCUCCAUUCAUAGAAAUAUGGAAAUGUUUGUGAAGUACAAAAGUGGAAUGUUUUGGUAUUUAGACUAUAACAACGAUAACAUGUUUACAGCAUUUGUCCUGUCAGAAGGAAAAACAAUUUACAUGAACCAUUCAAAUAGAUUUUCACUGAAGCGCAGCAACUUUCUCCCACCACAACCCUACUCCAUUCACAGUACAGGAUCAGUACUAACAUUUUAAUUCGAAUUUUCCCUGGAUUAGAAUAAUCGCAAUUUAUCAUCAGGUGUAAUUGAUACAAUAAUAGCCGUCUUUAAUUCUCAAAGGUGUGUGGGUUUAUGUCUCUUUCUAGGUCCGCCAACGCUCCACGUCCUUAUAAUGCUUCAGUGUUUGCGGCGUCUGCAGUGAAUAUGAUGGCUGCCCAAUCAGUUUCCAUAGACAAUUACACGGAGGGAGAGCAGCAGGGGGUGGAGCAGAAGGACAGUGAUGCUGAUCAUGAUCAGAAGUUCAAUGAGGAGGGGUUGGCUGCAGCUUCCAGUCCUGACCCCACUGAACCCCAGACACCCUUGGAUGUAGAUAAGGCCUCCAUAUACCGGCAUCCCUUGUUUCCUCUUCUGGCCCAGCUCUUUGAGAAAUGUGAGCAGUCUACACAGGGCUCAGACUGCAUCACGUCAGCCAGCUUUGACGUGGACAUCGAGAACUUUGUCCGCAGCCAGGAGAAAGAGGGCAAAGCAUUCUUCAGCGAGGACCCUGACCUCGACAAUCUGAUGGUGAAGGCCAUCCAGGUGCUGCGGAUCCACCUGCUAGAGCUGGAGAAGGUGAGCGACCUGUGUAAAGAUUUCUGCAGCCGCUACAUCGCCUGCCUCAAGACCAAGAUGAACAGCGAGACCAUGCUGAGUGGAGAGCCUGGCAGCCCCUACUCACCUGGACAGGGCUACACUCCCACCAAGACCCAGACCUCCAGCUCUUUCAAAGGAACCCUCAGUCCCCAGAGGAUUGUGGUGCCAGCGUCAGCCCUGCAGCAAGACAACGUAACUGUGACAACAGUCAACCCCACACAGGUUAUGGCAGGUAUGUCACCCUGGCAUACAACAACCACAGGUGGCACAGUGUACCAGCCUGUCACAGUAGUCAACUCACAGGGACAGGUGAUGUCACAGACCAUCUCUCCCCACACUAUACACAUUCAGAACACACAGCUUCAGCUGCAGCUCAACCAGGACCUGAGCUUCUUCAACCACGAUGACAGCUCGUCCAAGAACAAGCGUGGCGUCCUUCCCAAACAAGCCACCAAUGUCAUGCGCUCCUGGCUCUUCCAGCACAUCGGGCACCCCUACCCCACAGAGGAUGAGAAGAAGCAGAUCGCUACCCAAACUAACCUGAGCCUCCUCCAGGUCAACAACUGGUUCAUCAAUGCGCGGAGGCGGAUCCUGCAGCCCAUGCUGGACGCCAGCUCUUCGGAGAUGGCCAAAACCAAGAAGAAACCGCCUCCGAACCGGCCGCUACAGCGUUUCUGGCCUGACUCUAUCGCCACAGGGAUGACCCAACAACGGGUCCAGAUGGCAGACGGCACCAUGGUGACAAUGAGUGUGGAGGGUCUCCAGAGCCUUACAUCAGACGGCGCCACGCUGGCCGUGCAGCAGGUGAUAAUCGGCGGGCACAGCGAGGACGAAUCAGGAGACAGCAGGGACGAGGAUGACGAUGAUGAUGACAUGACUGGGCUGGGCCUGGACAACAGCGACUCCCUUCAGUAGGACACACACACAGGCAUACUGUACACACACAGACAUACUGUACACUCACACCACAGGAGGCUGCUGAUGGGAG